AUGAGCUCCACGGCCUUCGUGCGCUGCGCGCUGGCAGACCCGCAAGGCCCGCAGCUGCGCCUCUUCCUCGGGCACUCUGGCUGGGGCGCCCGCCAGCUUGACGGCGAGUGGAGGGCGGGGGCGUGGCGGCUGUGCGGUGCGACGGCUGCGGCCGUCUUUGCUGCUGAUGGAGCGCACGGGAGGCGCGAGUGCGUUCUCACGGGGGCUGCGUUCUCACGAGCUGGCCACACCCUCCUAGGCUUCUCGCUCUGCACGCAGAUCCCGCAGUCCGAGGAGACGUGGUCCGAGGCGCGAGGUCAAGGAAGACCUUCGGAGCAGCUAAGGGCGGGGGGCCAGGACUGGGGCGAGGAGCGCGACAUCGACAUAGUCGACUGA
Emiliania huxleyi CCMP1516 is the source of this 375-nucleotide messenger RNA. RefSeq lists its product as hypothetical. The record is from RefSeq and is a predicted model, not a curated record. The transcript has 2 exons. Lineage: Eukaryota; Haptophyta; Isochrysidales; Noelaerhabdaceae. Bases 1 to 375 code for a protein of 124 amino acids.